AGCUAGAGAGAAGGCAUCAGAACUCAGCAACCACGGAGCACUCUUUAUUAUGUCCACUCUCCUCUGGUCACUGAAAAACCAACAUGCACAGUUGCGUGAUCGUGCGGCCUCUCUCUACCCAGCUUUGCCCGUUUGUCGUCCACUUCGUACCGGUAAACAUGGCGGAUCGGUUCACCGAUGAUCAGAUCUCUGAGUUCCGGCGGGCUUUCGGCCUCUUCGACGAGGACGGCGAUGGUUACAUCACUGCCAAGGACCUAGGGACUGUAAUGAAGGCGUUUGGACAGGUCCCUACCGAGGCGGAGCUCCAGGAUAUUUUAAACCAGUUCAACUCCGAUCGGGACGGCGCCGUCGAUUUCCAGGACUUCCUCAAGUUCGUGGCUCGAAGGAUGGAGGAGCUCAAGGAAGCUUUCCGGGGCUCUGACCUGAACCGGGAUGGUUUCAUAUCCGUGGAUGAGCUCCGCCGGGUCCUGACGACUCUCUGGGGGAAACUGACCGACGAGGAAGCCGAUGAACUAAUCCGCGCGGCCGACAUGGACGGUGACGGCAAGAUCAACCACGAGGAAUUCCUCGGAUUCAUGAUGACCGACUGGCCGAGCGGCGACAACCCAUCUCUCGUCGCACAUGAGUGAGUUAAAACGGAGCAGUCCUCACUUCAUCAGCCGGUGUUACUACUGCCUUCUGCGUGGGCGCAGUUCUAUUCCUUGUUUCCAGUCUUCCUCUGCAUGUAUCAUUCACAUUUGCUUAGAUUUGAGUACAGUAGUACUGUUACUUCCGGGGUGGGUUACUACUUUAUUUCUACCCCCUUGUAAAUUUACAAUGUUUUUUCGUAAUUUAUUGUUACAUGUGGGCGUGGUAA
Messenger RNA from Syzygium oleosum, 856 nucleotides. RefSeq names its product calmodulin-7-like. The record is from RefSeq and is a predicted model, not a curated record. The coding region runs from base 84 to 629 and encodes 181 amino acids. Lineage: Eukaryota; Viridiplantae; Streptophyta; Magnoliopsida; Myrtales; Myrtaceae. Gene Ontology annotation, molecular function: enzyme regulator activity; calcium ion binding. The transcript is spliced from 2 exons.